Molecule: messenger RNA, 2986 nt
Organism: Lytechinus variegatus (green sea urchin)
Lineage: Eukaryota; Metazoa; Echinodermata; Echinoidea; Temnopleuroida; Toxopneustidae
Gene: l2hgdh
Product: L-2-hydroxyglutarate dehydrogenase, mitochondrial-like
Exons: 10
Coding region: 36-1430 (464 amino acids)
Molecular function (GO): (S)-2-hydroxyglutarate dehydrogenase activity; (S)-2-hydroxy-acid oxidase activity
Source: RefSeq, a predicted model, not a curated record
CCGGUAUAGUACUUCUAUCCUUGACAUUCACAAAAAUGGGAAGGCUCAAUAUUAAGCAUUUGCUCGGAAAGCAGACUUGGGAUAGAUGUUUGCCGUUGUUAGCUUCACCAAAUGGUUCUCUAAGUUCUGUUCGAUAUUCUUCUAAAAAUAGGUCAUAUGGCACAUCUCAAGGAAGUAAUGAUUUUGAUGUGUGUAUUGUUGGAGGUGGGAUAGUUGGUCUGGCAACUGCUCAGGAGCUGAUCUGGAGGCAGCCGAAUCUUAAACUUGCCGUAGUGGAGAAAGAGUCUCAACUUUCUUUGCAUCAGAGUGGUCACAACAGUGGUGUUAUCCAUGCUGGGAUUUACUACACCCCUGGAUCUCUGAAGGCUAAGCUCUGUGUAGAAGGUUUAGAAUUGGCCUACAAGUAUCUAGAUGAGCAUAAUCUUCCCUACAAAAGAUGUGGAAAGCUUAUUGUGGCACGUAAUGCAGAGGAAAUUCCAAGACUAGAUGCACUGUAUGAAAGAGGUCAGAAAAAUGGUGUGAAGGGACUAAGGAUCAUGAAUCCAGAUGAGAUCAGAGAAGUGGAACCAUAUUGCAAGGGUGUAAAAGCCAUUCAUUCUCCAAACACUGGGAUAGUUGACUGGGGCCAGGUUGCACAAUACUAUGGCAAGAACUUUGAGAGGCUUGGAGGCAGUAUCUUCACCAACUUUGAGGUUACUAACUUUGCCAUGACAACAGAAGGCAAAACUGGCUCAAAAGAAGGUUUACAACACCCUGUGACAUUGCAAGCCAAGUCAGGUAAAUCCCUGAGAUGCAGGUAUGUGGUGACCUGUGCUGGUCUUUACUCUGAUCGUGUAGCAGAGAUGUCAGGCUGUAGCAAGAUUCCAAGGAUUGUGCCUUUCAGGGGCGACUACCUCCUACUCAAAUCAGAAAAAAAUUACCUCGUAAAUGGCAAUAUUUAUCCAGUUCCCAACCCCAAGUUUCCAUUUCUCGGUGUGCACUUCACCCCUCGAGUUGAUGGUAGUAUAUGGCUGGGUCCUAAUGCUGUUCUAGCACUGAAAAGAGAAGGUUACAACCUUCUUGAUUUUAGUUUGAAGGACAUGAUAGAUGCUGCCUCAUUUAGUGGUCUGAGAAAACUUGCCUUCCGCCAUCUUGGAUAUGGACUUGGAGAGAUGUACAGAGGAUUCAACUAUGCAGCUCAGGUCAAACUUCUUCAGGAGUACGUCCCUGACCUCAAAGUCUCUGAUGUCACAAGGGGUCCCUCUGGCGUCAGAGCUCAGGCACUGGACACAGACGGCAACUUGGUGGACGACUUUGUCUUUGACAUCGGAGUUGGUGGAAUAGCAUCAAGGGUACUGCACGUCCGGAACGCUCCUUCCCCUGCGGCCACCUCUUCUCUCUCCAUAGCCAAGAUGGUUGUUGAUAAGGUACAGGACACCUUUCAAAUAUGAAGCCCAGAGGAGACAUCGUGACAAGAUAUGCAAAUUUUUAUUGUUCAGGCACGAUGAGACAAAUUGCCUAUCAACUAGAAGAGGCUUUUUCCAAAAAUUCAUAGACAAACUGAUGGAAUCAUGUGAGUAUUUUUAUGAUAGUGGAGAUAUUUUCCAACAGAGUUUUGAACAUAUCAUAUUUCAUAUUUUAUUCAUUUUACAAGGCUUUUUAUGGGAAAAAUAUUCAAUUUGAGGACACCAAAAUGUGACAUGCCCAAACAGGGUAUACAUGUUAUGCAACUUAUCAACAUAUUUCAUAUGUAUUUUGUUCUCAUUGUUAUAAUUAUGUUGCUACCAUGUCGAGCAUUCAGGGAAUAGCAAAAAAUUGUAACUAGAGGUUUCACAUUACUAAUUUCCAAAAGUGGAACAUGCAUUAGUCUUGGUGUCCACCUUUAUUUUGUAACCAAAUGUUCCAUAGCACAGCUAGAAUGUGAACUAGCAAAUGAGAUACCUUAGUAAAACUUCAUCAAUUUGAAGAACUCCUUGAAUAAUGAAUUAACAAUAAUGAAUUAACAAUUUCGAAAUUGCUUUCGAAAUUCUACUAAAUGUAAUAAAUUUUGGGUACUUGAAAUAAGGGGAAAUAUUUGGUGUCCAUCGUAACAUGCCUUCUGCAUCCAUUUUGCAGGGGUCACAGUUCUGUUAAUUUUUAUAAUCUUCAAUAAAUACUAAUAUACAGAAAACUAUAUAGCACAAAAGUCUAUAAAAAACAGAUGAAUAAAAUCAAUCAAAAAAUAGAUUUUUUUAAAUGUGGCAGCCAUUUUUAUUUUGGUGUCCACAUUUGGACACUGUAAAAAAUGUUACAUGAUUUUUCAGAGGUAGGAGAAAUCUGUGAAAAAUGAACACAGCCAUGGUUAACUGGCAGAAUAUAAUUAUAUGUAACCGCAAACUAAGAGCUUGGAGAUGUUGAACUUUUGCAUGAAGAAAAUAAGCUAAUUCUCUAAAUUAUGUAACAUUUGAUAUAAUAAUAAUGAUUAUAAUAACACAGUUCUUGUAUAGUGCAUAUCGCAUUAUGUCAUAACAUCCCUAUGCACUUCCAAAGGACUUGGAUAUUAUUACCCCAGUGGCUUUAGCCAGUUGAGACACCAAUCAAAAUUCAUAAAAAUGCAAAUAGAAACCCAUACAUAAGAAAAUAUUCACUUGAACUGCCUCCCCUGGUUAUAUGAAUAUCUCAUGAAUGUUUAUUGGUAACUCAGUGUGUUCAGGGCAUUUUAUAAAGGAAUUUAUAUUUUCAGUCUGAUGUCACACUUGCCCUCCCCAGUAUUGUAAAACUACUCAUAUUUGUGCUAACUUCAUGACAAUGUAAAUGGGUCUAUAUGUGUUUUUUUUUAAGCCAGUUGACAAAUCAAGUCUCUUGACUUGACAAACUAUUGUAGCCACCUAUCCUAUUUACAUUGUAAAUAAAAUGUUGCUUGGCUUUGUUGAUGAUAUCAUGUCUGAACAUGCCUCACGGAUCCUCAGAGACAGAGAAUCAAAUGUUUUGUAUUUACACACUUAAUGUAAUCUUGAUUCACUUGCAC